AUGGAUGACAGAUGGGUUAAUAAAGAGCCAAGUCAGAGAUUGGACCUUUCCUUGUGUGAAGAAGAAACCGAGAACCAAGAGCAGACGAUACCACCACCGAGUGAGGAGGCCCAAAGCGGAACCCCAGAGAGAGGCGAGGCUCAGGAUUUAGAGGCUCCCAGGACUCCCUUCCAGACGAUACCACCACCGAGUGAGGAGGCCCAAAGUCGAACCCCAGAGAGAGGUGAGGCUCAGGAUUUAGAGGCUCCCAGGACUCCCUUCCAGAUGAUAACACCACAGAAGGAGGCCCAAAGCCGAACCCCAGAGAGAGGCGAGGCUCAGGAUUUGGAGGCUCCCAGGACUCCCCUCCAGGACAUACAUGCGCGUGACAGCUCUAGGGAGAGCGACCAAGAAAGUCCGGAUUCCAUGAUUCGGAGUCUAAGGUCAGAAUCCCCCAAAUGUCCAGCAACCCCAGCACGACCUGGCAGAAGAAGCGACCCGUGGCUCAGUGUCUGCCCUGCUACACCCAAGGUCAAACUGCUGUGCUCCCUAGACUUCCUCUCCUCUCCUGCCUUCGUGAAGUGCGGCCUCUCCCUAGGCAACUUCUCGGGCCUGUCGAAAAAUCCAAUGAUUUCUUCAGUGGGGAAGUCUGCCUCUCGAAGCUCUAAGCAUUUGAAGAGCUCACCUGGUCCACUCAUGGAUGAGAGGACCUCAUUGUCUCUGGUCAAUGUAAAUCCAUUCACCCCAGAGUCUUACAGAAAACUAAUCCAUCAUUCAAAAGGCAAGAGGAAAACCCAAGGAGAUCUUGAGGGAACCAGUGCAGAGGAAGGCAAAGCAGAACAAGGACGGCCUGCCAAGAAAAGUCUGCUAGAAGAAAUUAACAUGGCUUCCCGAUAUGCAAAGGAAUUCUUAGAGGUAGAAAAACUUGGGGUUGGAGCAUUUGGUACAGUCUACAAAUGCAUCAAGAGGCUAGAUGGGUGUAUUUAUGCAAUCAAGUACUCGACAAGAACCUUUUCAGGCCUAUCAAAUGAGAAUUUGGAUUUGCAUGAAGUGUAUGCUCAUGCGGUGCUUGGACAUCACCCACAUGUGGUACGUUACUAUUCUUCCUGGACAGAAGAUGAUCAUGUGAUCAUCCAGAAUGAAUACUGCAAUGGUGGAAGCUUACAAGCUGCUAUAUCUAAAAACACUAAGGCUGGCAAUCAUUUCCAAGAACCCAAACUCAAGGACAUGCUUCUUCAGAUUACCUUGGGGCUCAAGUACAUCCACAAUGCUGGCAUGGUACACAUGGACAUCAAACCUAGCAACAUUUUCAUUUGUCAUAAUAUGCAAAGUGACUCUCCUGAAGGCCCAGAAGAAGCUGAAAAUGAAGCUGAUUGGUUUUUAUCUGCCAGUGUGAUAUAUAAAAUUGGUGAUCUGGGUCAUGUGACAUCCAUAAGUAAACCAAAAGUGGAAGAAGGAGACAUUUGCUUCCUGGCUAAUGAGAUUUUACAAGAGAAUUAUCGCUACCUCCCCAAAGCGGACAUAUUUUCCUUGGGAUUGACCAUGGCAGUAGCUGCGGGAGCGCAGUCACUACCUGCCAAUGGUGAAGAGUGGCACCACAUCCGCAGGGGCAACCUUCCCAGCAUCCCUCAGGAGCUCUCGGAAGACUUCUACCAGUUGCUCCAGAACAUGAUCCACCCUGACCCGGAGGAGAGACCUUCUGCAGCAGCUCUGGCCAGGAGUCAAGUUCUCCGGCCCUCCCUGGGGACCACAGAGGAGCUCCAGCAGCAGCUGGACUUGGAAAAGUCCAAGAUAGCCGCACUGGAAAGGGAACUGAGAGAAGCCCAGCAAGCCCAGUCCUCCCAAGGAGACAUCCCCCAGGGCCACCCCAGUGAUUCUGAGGCCCACCCAGGACCAAGGACCACAAAGCAUCUGGUCGGAGGAAAGAGUAGGAAGUCUUCAAGCUUUACCUGUGGGGAAUCUUCCCCAUAG
Molecule: messenger RNA, 1950 nt
Organism: Dipodomys ordii (Ord's kangaroo rat)
Lineage: Eukaryota; Metazoa; Chordata; Mammalia; Rodentia; Heteromyidae
Gene: Wee2
Product: WEE1 homolog 2 (S. pombe)
Exons: 12
Coding region: 1-1950 (649 amino acids)
Biological process (GO): regulation of meiosis I; mitotic cell cycle; protein phosphorylation
Cellular component (GO): nucleus
Molecular function (GO): magnesium ion binding; ATP binding; non-membrane spanning protein tyrosine kinase activity
Source: RefSeq, a predicted model, not a curated record